AUGGCUCGUUUAAAGAAGAGAACAACAAGAAGAAAGACUUCUAAAAGACCUACUGUUCGUCGUGGUAGGCGUGUAUAUAAACGACGUGUAUAUAGAAAAAGAAGAAGAUAUUAUAGACGACGCCGGUUGUUAUCACAACCAAAUACUGUUAAAUUGAAGAGUAAGCUUGUUUGCUCAAUAGUAGAGUUUAUUGCUAUUCCUGAGAGAGAUAGUUUACCACAAAUAUUGACUAUGGCUGCUUAUCCUUCUAAUAAUGGAAUUGCUGUACCUGUUCAAGAAGCUGUAUUAGAUUUUAAUAUCCUUGGACAGAAAUUUAUGACUGUGCAGUCUGUAGAUACUGCUAAUAGUAUUUUAAGAACAGAGCAAAUAGCAUUAUCACCACCUAUUUUUGUAGCAUGGAAUCCAUAUUUAGAUCAUAAUGUAAUGGGAAAUCUAUGGGAUUCUUAUUGUGAUAUGUAUGAUUAUUGGAAAUUUAGUGGAGUAAAGGUUAAAUGGAUACCAAAGGUUAAAACGAGUGUUGCUUUACCUUAUAUGCCUAAAAAUCCUGUACAACGUUUAAAUGCAUUUGAUUAUGAUAAAUAUGCUACUGGAUUACCAUAUUAUCCACAAGUAACAUUUAAUAUGCAUGUGUUAUUUGAAAAAGAUAAUUAUUAUUCAAUGGAAUUACCAACUGAUCCAGAAAGUAUGGAUUAUACAUUAACAUGUAAAGAUACUAGAUAUAAAUUAAAGAACUUUGAUUAUGGACCUAAUAAGCCUAAGACUUAUAAAGUAUAUGAUAUGACAAAGCCAUUUAAAUUCUAUGUUAAGCCUUAUUUAGAAGAUAAGGUAGAUGAGAUAACUAAUAAUCAAGAUUCAACUCAGACUGGAAUUACAAUUACAGAUAAAUUAGACCAACAGAUAUCUAAAAGGAAGUUAAUGAGAUAUAUUAAAAUGAAUGGAACCAAGAAGACUUAUCCAGUUGAUAAUCCUACUAAUAAACAAAAGUAUUCUUAUUCUAUACAAGAUGUUGCAUAUUUUGAUCCUAUUCUAUUUGGAUAUUUCUUUACAGCUAAUGGAAUAGAAGUAUCAGAUAAAUUAACAAUUGCUAAAGCUAGUCCACCACAAGGUAAUUCCACAUUAUGGAACGGAUAUUCAUUAUACACCACUCCUAUAAUAAGUGGAAUUGGACGAUUUGAAUUAACCUUUUAUACCAAAUUUAAACAAAUUAAGAACAAAUAUUUGAUUUCUUUUUAUCUAGAGAUAAAAUUGUUUUUAAGAUACUUCUUAUCUCCAUUAUUAUUGUUCAAUCUUAUUAAAAACGAUCCAUAUCAGUACUAUUGUUUGUUAUAUAAAAUAUUAAAUACAGAAGCCGUGAUAGUAUUACCAUUUAAACAACUUCAUCCCUAUUUGAAAAAUCCAUGGACAGAAGAUAUAAAUGAUAGAUGUCCAAUUAUGCUUGUAUGUCAAGAUUGUUUCUGGAGAUGUACUGUUCAAGGAGGAUGUGAAUAUAUUUGUAAUAACAAAUAUUUUGUUAAAGAAAAAACAGGAACAGAUUAA
Messenger RNA from Entamoeba histolytica HM-1:IMSS, 1536 nucleotides. RefSeq lists its product as uncharacterized. Bases 1 to 1536 code for a protein of 511 amino acids. The transcript has 2 exons. NCBI's taxonomy places the organism in Eukaryota, Evosea, Mastigamoebida, Endamoebidae. The record is from RefSeq and is a predicted model, not a curated record.